AUGCGUGCCCAGCCGCACUCCGCUUCCGCAGUCCACCAUCACGGCAAACAAGAUACCGUCGUCUACGCUGUCAGCGGCUAUGGCUCCCUUGUGUCAUCUUCGGGCAAGGGGAAAGGCGGUCCGUUUGGGGACGUCAGGCAAGAUCUCAAGCCAGGAGAUUGGGCACUGAUCCCCGCAUACAGGGAACAUCAGGAGGUAAAUGAUGGAGACGAAGAGGUUGUCUGGGUCAUUGUGCGGGCGCCGGGAGGAAUUCCAGUCGUCGAGAACUUGAACGGGUGGGGAGAGAGCUUGAAGACGUAG
Messenger RNA from Cladophialophora psammophila CBS 110553, 300 nucleotides. RefSeq lists its product as uncharacterized. The coding region runs from base 1 to 300 and encodes 99 amino acids. Lineage: Eukaryota; Fungi; Ascomycota; Eurotiomycetes; Chaetothyriales; Herpotrichiellaceae. The transcript has a single exon. The record is from RefSeq and is a predicted model, not a curated record.